CAGUUGCACACAUCAAGCUUGGGGCCCUACUGUAUGCCUGAAAUCGAAUCAAAAGACGAGAGGUAGACUACCAUCCAAGCGCAGAUACACCUUGAUCGACUCCAUAGCCUCCUUCUCCGAUCCAUCCACCACUCAUAUCAAUCCGUGUGCCCAAGCCUCCCGCUUCUCUCGCUCUCUCCCUCUUUUCUCUCUUGCAUCUUCUCCUUACUUAUAAUUCACAUCUUCACUCAUCAUAACCAUCUCCAACCAUGGCAAUGUAUAUGCCCUCAACCGCAUCUUCGACGACACACAUUAGGUCUCCCUCUGGAACCCCCAUAGACUCUCCACACGAGAUGACUCGAUCACCAUCCGCCGAGCCAAGCAAGCCUGCCAAGCGGAAGGGUACUCGUAGCGUCUCGACUUUGACGCCGUCCCAACUGGCUAGGAAGAGGGCAAACGACAGAGAAGCACAGAGGGCCAUUCGUGCGCGGACAAAGGAACACAUCGAACGACUCGAAAGGGAGGUCGAAGAGCUCAAGAGCAAGCAGAACCGCGACGAGACCCUCCAAGAACUCAUCAGGAAGAACAAGUACCUUGAGAAGGAGAUUGCCAGGCUGCGCGAGACUUAUGGCAUCCCCACCCCGCCAACAUCUCACCCAUAUGCGCCGUCCAUCUACGACGACUCUGCAGUUUCCAGCCGGACAUCAUCAUCUUUUGGGCAACAUUCGCCAGACUACCAUCAGGUCGGAGAGUAUGGAGCUUCCUACAUGACAACCCCCGAGCCUUCCGAACCGUGGACAUCAGUCUUACCUUGCUCCAAUGUUUCAAGCCCAGCAUCGUCCGGAAGUGCAGAAGAAUACGGAUACAUCCCGACCAGUGUUCCCGCCGGAAUUGAAGGACUCCCUCCCACGUCGCGUGUUGGUGCCUGCAUGAAAUAUGAGGAUAUGGAUAACGAAAACGGAUACCCCCGAAGCAACGGCGUCCCGAUGCCCCCAACCUAUAUGCACCAGCAGCAGUGGCCCGUACCAUACAGUGCAACCGUUUACUACCCCCAAUCGCCGGCUCUCUGAGCGGCUAAGGGUCAUUUGGCUCCCCUCCGUCGCUGGUGAGGAGCCAAGUCGGGACCGGAGAUGUUAAAUAGUGUUAGCCGCCACCGUGUCACGACAAUGGUCUCACAAAAUCAAUCCGGCGACGCCCGAAAUGGGCAAAAACUUGAAUUCAAAGAGACGAAAGCGAACGACGAAUUGGACGACAGAGAACAUCGAACCCGACCUCCUUCGACUCGACCCAGUCAUCAUUUCGGUUGAUCAAGAAAUUAUUCUAGAAAACCCAAACGCCGGUUUUCGAGACAGCAUUAGCCAAUUUUCUUGCUCAUUAACCCGAGACUUUGAAUGCAUUAGCGUGAGGGAGUGGGCCAGCGGCGGUAACAAACAAACCAGGCAUAACUCCAACGGGAUUUGUCUGUUCGGAUGUUCCAGCGCGGGGACAACAUCAUCAAGGCCUUGAACAUUCGACCGAUAUUCGAUCAGAUCAGUUCCUCACCGCCGAACUCCCGAAGCUCGGCACGAUAAACCCUGAAGCCAUUGUCACCUGAAAACAUUCGCCUUUUUUUUUUGUUAUUCCGAUGCUCGUUCGCAACACUACGUUUUAGUUCGACCUGUCACACAUUGCCGCCGCGCACGUGUGCCACCACUAGUACAGCUUGUUACCGGACCGAACAACGUUUUUUUCGCCACCGUGCGACCCUGGUCCCAAGUGGCUUGGUGUUGUUGCUUGCAAAAAAAACCUCCGACAAACCAAGUCCCCCGGGCUUUAUUAGUGUAUGUCAUCACGCACCCCACAAGAGCCUCCCGUCACUUUGCUGUCAGCAUCUUGAUGGCAGGCGGGGUGACCGGCGUGAACGGCCAAAAGGCGUAGGCUUUGCGCAGUCUCUCCAACAACUUUAAAGGGCAAUUGCGCUUAGCCUUGGCCAGAGGUGUCUUAGCUGGGAUAAAAAAAACACAUAUUCUAUUCUUAUUUCGUUUCCUUGCGCUAGCGUACUGCAACAAUUUUCAUAUAAUUUUUACACCACAAUUUAGGGAGGUUGGCUGAUUUGGACGGCGGCGUCGUGGAGGUUACUCAUAUAUCGGCGUAUCAAGAAAGCUCAUUACCAAAGCUGUAUUUGCUUUUUGUUUCUUGUAUAUAUAGACUGCAUUGCUCUUGUCUUGUUCAUAUGGAGUGGACUUGUCUUUGUGUGGUUGGAGUCUGGGAGCAUAUUAUUGGGUGUGAAUAACAUAGGUUGGGAAUCAUCAACAUUUGAUCAUACUUUUUGAGGCGCUUUUCAGCCCACGCAAACGUUCACAUUUGGCGGAUAGCUGUCCCCGAUGUGUCUUCAUGUUCAUCUCUUGUUUAAUGUUUUACAUGCAUCUAUUUUUUUCUCUCAUAUCACAGCUUGAUGAGCUGGGCGAACGAAAAGUCAUUUCGGCAAGUGAAAGUGAAACUCGGACUGGCGGCAUCAUUGGUGGAGCAUGGAUCGAAUUUUGAGUUUGGCGUGCCCUGUCCUUUUGUCUAACGGUGCAGCAAACAAAACAAAACAAAACUAUGGGACC
Molecule: messenger RNA, 2567 nt
Organism: Pyricularia oryzae 70-15
Lineage: Eukaryota; Fungi; Ascomycota; Sordariomycetes; Magnaporthales; Pyriculariaceae
Exons: 4
Coding region: 249-1049 (266 amino acids)
Source: RefSeq, a predicted model, not a curated record